UAUACAAGGGAAUGCCAUGUUCUUUAAAAACAGUCGCACUACAACGUAAACCACAAUAGCGUAGACACUCAUGUAAUAAAGAUAAACACACAACUACGAUCAACUGACCGCCUCGGUAGCCUAGUGGUAGAGCGUCCGCUUCGAGUGCGGGAGGUCGUGGGUUCGAUCCCCGGCCGCGUCAUACCAAAGACGUAAAAAAUGGUACUAGUAGCUUCCUCGCUUGGCGCUCAGCAUUAAGAGGGUAGUGCUAGGACUGGUCAGCCCGGUGUCAGUAUAAUGUGACUGGGUGGGGUAUCAUAUCACGUGUCUACGGCGUGAUAUUCCAGUGAGGCAGCACUAUAAAGUUGGGCAUUGUGCUCACUGCUACAAGUAGACACCGUCGUUUAUAUCACUGAAAAACUGUUGAAAAAGACGUUAAACCCGAACACACACAAACACACACACACGAUCAACUGAAUAACAUAAAAAACGAACAAGCAACACAUAAGAAAACAGUAGGGCACCGUUAUAGACUCACAAACGCACCCACACAAGUAGGAAAAACAAUCAAGUACCGUCUUUUCGGCUGCCAAAACAAAGCGGAGCCACGAAAACUUACUAAAAGUAAAGGGGGAGGGGAUGCAAAAAGUAGCGUUAAUGCAGAGGAAAGGAGAGGGCAAUAGGGGGAGUGGGGCGGAGGCAAAACGCUUACAACAAACAAGAAAACAUACGCAACAGACAAUACAAGACAGACAAAACAGCCAGUUGAAAAUAGGGGCACCGCUUUGGAACGGUCAGUAACCUAAAUAAAGGGAACUGGUGGUUUAAACGCGUUUAGGGCAUGCCAACAAGUCUUUUCCUUGAUGAAAUAACCACUCUAAGCUAGGUUCCAUAUAUGUUGACUUACAUUUUACAAAAUAAUACCUCUUUUCCAACUUAGAAUGUUUUGCUUAUAAACUAAUAUUUGGACAGGUCUUCAGUCUGAAGUAGUCGAGCACGUUGUCAUUAAACAGUUCUUGUUGAGAGACGUUUAUCAGUUCUAUGAGGGUGAUAUCAUAUUUUAAUAAAUAAAAAUAUUUUACCUGAUUCGAUUUUAUUGACAUUGCGAUAAAUUAUUUAUAACCUGUUAAGAAAUUUGUUUUCAAAACAUUGUUAAUGAAAGUUUUGAGAGUUUAUUUACAUAGUUUAUUCUCACUUCAAUUUGAAGCCUUAUAAAGUGAGAUAAAUUUGAAUAUUUAUGUUUACACUCUAAUCCGUACAUUCAUUUGAUAAAAUAUCAAUACGUGCCUAAAUCAAUUCAAAAUGAUUAUUCUUUUUUAUCGAUAUCAACGGUUGGAUCAGAAAUACAUCCAUACCGUUUUGAAAAAUGAAACUUUUUAUCACUUGUAUAUUAGAAAAUGGUUUUUAUAGUGCGGACAUUUUGCAACAAUAAUUCUCGUUUUUUAAACGAACAAAAUUUGAAUAUGUUCAUGUGUUGUCACUAAGGAAAUUAUUUGAUAGGAUUAAAAUAUUCAUAGCCUUCAAAAUUUUGACCAUGUGGAUUUUAUUUUAUAUAAGUAUAGAUUUGUUUUUAGUUGAUCGUGUAGCGGGACGAGGCUUCAGAAGUUACCGUGGAAAUGGGGGAUCUGGCACCUCUUCUCUUGGUGGUAUGAUUGCAGGCUUCGUGUUUCUAGGUCUCAUGUUUCUGAUCGUAAUAGCUGUGCUUAUAUACAGAUGCUAUUCUAUGAAGCAGCAAGGAAGAACGUUUUUCCAGUCAAACACAAAUAGAACACAACCUACAAUGCCUUCUUCAGUGGUUGCAAGUGGAAAUACAACUUCUCCUCCAAAGGAUGCACCACCGCCGUAUAGGAACGAUUAUGUGCCAGAGUAUUCUACCUUUCCUCCACCACCAGCGUACACGUGGUCUCAGCAGUCUCAAGACCCAGUUUAUCCUCCCCCGCCUCCAGCAUCUAAUUAUUGAGUGAUUCGGUAUCUGGACAUAAUGUCUUUCAGUCAGAGUUCUUUCCCCUGCUUAAGUGUGCAAAGAUUGUUUUUAGAGCAAUUCCAAACAAAUGAGAAAUAGCUCAGUAGCAGUUUAUAUAAACAUUGCAUUCCUGAGAGUGUGACAUGAAAAAUGAUCACCUUCAGAUAUGUGAAUAUACGCCUCGGUCUAAAUUAAUAUUUCGAAUGGUGAACAUUUUUUAUUUCACCCUCUCAGGAGUACAAUAAUCAUUUUAUUAUACCGAAAACAUAUAAAGGUCAAAACAUUUACUAGAAAAUCAUAAUUAUGAGUAAAAUGAUUUAUUGAAAUAAUCAUUUAACGUAGAUAGUUAACACCCAAUAAAAUAAAGAUAGUAGGAGUCUUUGCUUGAGAGAACACCGAAUUGACGGGAAAUUUCUGUAAGCAAUAUAAUAGGUUUACUAAUAGCCAAGACAUUCACAUAUAUUUUAUGCGCAUAUUGCCGACAGCAGUAACAUUCGAAAAACGGCGAACUUCCUUUUUUUCUGAACGAAACAUAUAAGUGUGAGAACUAAGUUUCUGAAUCAUUUUCUAUCCGAUGAUCAUAGUUCUGAUUUAAAAUUUGAUAAAAUGUUGUUUCCGAAAUCAUUUAAAAAAAGGGCAGGAUCCACACAUGCAUGAACACUAGAAAAAUCCUAUGAUAUAUAUAAGCACCUAACUAAAAUUGAUCGUUAAAGCCCAUUCAUCAGUGUGAAAGAAUCGUAUCAACCAACGGGAGAUAUGAAAAAUAUUAUCACAAGCGCAAAAAACCAAAACAUCUGAUAUUUGAUUACGGUUUAUAUCAUAUGCACAGAAAAGAAAAUAACGGUUUUGAGCAGGAGAUAUAAAUCACCGGGAAAUAUAAUAUAUCAUUCAGUUAAACUAAUGGGAAAAACAAUAAUACACCAAAAGAAUAUGGAUACAUACAAUAAAAAAACACGAGAUAAACAAUAACUGUGGUGAGACUUACAAUAUGAAUGACACGAUAUUGAAUAACAACAUCAAAGAUACAAUAACAAUAAUGAAAUAUAGAAUAACAAUAAUGACUUUUACCAUAACAAUGUCGAAUAUACAAUAAGACUAACGACAUAUACAAUAACAAUGGUAAGACUUAGAAUAUGAAUGGCACGAUAUUGAAUAGCAAUAUUAAAGAUACAUGCAAUAACAAUAACGAAAUACAGAAUAACAGUAAUGGCAUCAUCCUUUAGCAUUUAGGUUUAAAACCACCAAAUGACGUGGACUUGAAAAACAGCCAACAGUGGUUUCUCCUUGAAGUUUUAACUUUGAAAUUUGAAUUGUUUAGAGAUUUGCAACCAAGAAUAUUUUUUUUGUAUUUGCUGUCUGAUAGAAUGUUUUACCAGACCAACUUUAUAAAGAAAGUUAGCAAAAUUAUGAUUCAGUCUAGGUGACUUGGUUUCAAAACCAUGGCAAAAAAAUCACAUUUAUUGAUAUUAUCUAGUGUAGGGAUGCACUGGGACAAUUUUUGAUGUUUAAUCACUAAAAAUUUGUUAAUGAUAGGCAAUUAUCAUGCAUUGUGCAGGUCAUGUUGCGGUUAUAUUACUUUCUGCAUGUUACAUAACUUGAUUUAUCCGAAACAGAAUCAUUAAAGCUGAUUAUUUCUAACAAUAUAGCUCGUUUUCUAAGUGCUGAAAAGCAACAAAAUAUGGUUUAAUUGUUGAUGGUGUAGAAAUAGUUAGGGACAAAACCAUUUUGCAAAAGCAAGAAUAUUAAUAUCGAACAUACAAUACAAAUAACGACAUAUACAAUAACAACAGCAAAAUUUAGAAUUGGAAUGACACGACAAUGAAUAAUAAAAACAGACAUAUAGAGGAUAUUACAGGAGUGUCUUUUCAUAUUGAAUAUUCCUGCCGAAACAUCAAAAAUUCUACUUUUACUGUAGGGAUAACCCAUGUUUUUUUUUUCGUGUUAUAACAUCUGCAGAAUCUCGACGUCGACGCCAAAGCUUUAUUACACUAGUGUAUUAUCAUUUUUAAGCUUAAUAUUACACUUCCGCGACGUCAAACAUGUGAUAAACAGGAAUAAUAAUAUAACAGAUUAUAUAAUUUAGCAACGUUUGGCAUGAUAUAGAAGGUCAUUCCGAAUUUAUGCAUGUAUUCCUACUGUUGAAUGUAAAGUGUUAAUGAUAAAGUUAUUUUAUGGAUUUGUGUUUACAUUUCGAGUUUGUUUAAUAAAUAUUUUAAUGAA
Mercenaria mercenaria is the source of this 4162-nucleotide messenger RNA. RefSeq names its product cysteine and tyrosine-rich protein 1-like. The record is from RefSeq and is a predicted model, not a curated record. The coding region runs from base 1514 to 1939 and encodes 141 amino acids. The transcript has 4 exons. NCBI's taxonomy places the organism in Eukaryota, Metazoa, Mollusca, Bivalvia, Venerida, Veneridae.